GCCGCGGCGGGCGAGCGGAGUGGCGCGCCUGUCCGGAGCUCGGCGGCGGCGGCGGCGGCGCCUGAGGAGGCUGGGGCGGCGGCGGGCCCGGACGAGCGGCCGGAGGUGGCGGACGAGGCGCCGGGAGCCCCCAUGGGCGGGUGUGUGGGCGCCCAGCACGACUCCUCGGGCAGCCUCAACGAGAACUCGGAGGGCACAGGAGUUGCUUUAGGUCGUAACCAGCCUUUGAAAAAGGAGAAACCCAAAUGGAAAAGCGAUUAUCCCAUGACAGAUGGACAACUGCGCAGCAAGAGGGAUGAAUUUUGGGAUACUGCACCAGCUUUUGAAGGCCGUAAAGAGAUUUGGGAUGCCUUGAAGGCUGCAGCACAUGCUUUUGAGAGCAAUGAUCAUGAACUGGCACAAGCGAUCAUUGAUGGUGCAAACAUAACAUUACCACAUGGUGCACUUACAGAGUGCUAUGAUGAACUGGGAAACAGAUAUCAGCUUCCAGUCUAUUGCUUGGCACCACCCAUCAACAUGAUAGAGGAAAAGAGCGACAUAGAGACUCUGGAUAUUCCUGAGCCACCACCCAAUUCUGGAUCUGAAUGUCAGCUCCGUUUGCGCCUUUCCACUGGCAAAGACCUCAAACUUGUGGUCCGCAGCACAGACACAGUAUACCACAUGAAGAGGCGCCUACACGCAGCAGAAGGAGUGGAACCAAGUAGUCAGCGGUGGUUCUUUUCUGGCAGACCUCUCACUGACAAAAUGAAGUUGGAAGAGCUGAAGAUCCCAAAGGAUUAUGUUGUACAGGUUAUAAUGAGCCAACCUUUGCAAAACCCAACGCCAGUUGAGAACUGAACUGGUACUAUUGGCUGGUCCCCAGAUCUCUCCCACUCCUUUUUAUUAUUGUUGUCAUUUCCUACUUUAUGGCGUGAAAUUGAUUUUCACUGCUCUGAAUUCCGUAUGAAUGGAUUUAGUUCUGAGGAAUUACCAGUGAAAAAUUCCAUCUGUGAUGGAGACCAACAAAAAUAAUUAAUAAAACACAAAGAGCCAGCCUUUGAGACUCAUGUAAUUACAAUUUCUAAUUUGAGAGGCAGUUAAGAAAUAAAUACAUAACCAUUUAUUUUAAAACA
Diceros bicornis minor is the source of this 1112-nucleotide messenger RNA. RefSeq names its product ubiquitin domain containing 2 (gene UBTD2). The transcript is spliced from 3 exons. Gene Ontology annotation, molecular function: protein binding. Lineage: Eukaryota; Metazoa; Chordata; Mammalia; Perissodactyla; Rhinocerotidae. The record is from RefSeq and is a predicted model, not a curated record. Bases 133 to 837 code for a protein of 234 amino acids.